Molecule: messenger RNA, 934 nt
Organism: Phragmites australis (common reed)
Lineage: Eukaryota; Viridiplantae; Streptophyta; Magnoliopsida; Poales; Poaceae
Product: SUMO-conjugating enzyme SCE1-like
Exons: 5
Coding region: 59-535 (158 amino acids)
Biological process (GO): protein sumoylation
Cellular component (GO): nucleus
Molecular function (GO): SUMO conjugating enzyme activity
Source: RefSeq, a predicted model, not a curated record
AUUCCCCCCUUCCCAACUUAAAGAAGACGACGGGCACAGCGCGGUAGGGUACGGUGGAAUGGCGUCCGGAGGCAUCGCACGCGGCCGCCUCGCCGAGGAGCGCAAGUCAUGGCGCAAGAGCCACCCCCAUGGCUUCGUGGCCAAGCCGAGGACGCUGCCGGAUGGGUCCGUCAACCUCAUGGUCUGGAACUGCAUCAUCCCCGGCAAGGAAGGCACUGACUGGGAGGGUGGAUAUUUCCCCCUCACUCUCCAUUUUAGUGAAGAUUACCCAAGUAGCCCUCCCAUCUGCAAGUUUCCAGCAGGUUUCUUCCACGUCAAUGUCUACGAUAAUGGGGAAGUAUGCCUGUCUAUCCUUGGUGAUGCAUGGAAGCCUUCCAUCACAGUGCGGCAAAUUCUGAUAGGCAUCCAGGACCUGCUUGAUAACCCAAAUCCAGCGUCCGCUGCGCAGCAUUUCUGUUAUCAGUUCUUUGCGAAGAAUUUGCCAGAGUACAAGUAUCGUGUUCGUCAGCAGGCCAAGCGUUAUCUUCACUUCUAGCCUUGGACCGCCUGCAAGAUACUAGCAGCUAACCAUUACUCAUUUUCGUGGAACCGGUGAUUGUGCUUAUCAUUCAUCAUUGGACUCAAAUCCUGUGAUUAUGAUGCGGUGUGGGGAAUUGGCAACAUAGCAGUAGGCUUCUUGGAACUGCUAAAUGCACUUUGAGUACAUCUUAAAUAAUUAUUAUGGCUUAUCAGCAUACUGCGCUGCCUAAACAGCGGGAAACUUUCGUACUAAUGUGCUUUAUAUUGUUCUUGCAAAUAUAAGGAAUUCCCAUUUUCUUAUAGCGGUUUUCUCCCCGGAUUCCAUUAGCAGAGUGCCGAAAUUACGGAAAGUACCUUGCUAGCAGCUUGAAAGCUCAACAGAAAAGUUAAAAUCUGAGAAACCAGGUGGAAAAGU